This is a messenger RNA of Saccharomyces eubayanus, 252 nucleotides long. RefSeq lists its product as uncharacterized. The coding region runs from base 1 to 252 and encodes 83 amino acids. The transcript has a single exon. NCBI's taxonomy places the organism in Eukaryota, Fungi, Ascomycota, Saccharomycetes, Saccharomycetales, Saccharomycetaceae. The record is from RefSeq and is a predicted model, not a curated record.
AUGUUGUUUUAUUUGGCAAGCCAGUACCCGAAAGCUGCCAUCUUCGGAUUAGCGCGAUUUGGCUUGACUUUAGUAGCGAUUCCACUUAUCUCAAUCUGUAAAUUUUUGCUAUGGAAAUAUAGGCCAUCCAAAAGGCAUGAUAGAGGGGAGCCAAAAAAAUGUUCAAAGAUAGCAUGCUACAUCUGUGCUGCACGAGGGCAACAUCCUAAAUGGUUCAACUCUAUGUUUUCUGCUAAAAAUUAUACCAAUUAG